AUGUCGGCCGCCGCGCGACGCGCACAGUUGCGCAAGACUCCUCUUCUGUUGCUCGUCUGUCUAUCCGUCGCCCUCACGCUCUCUCCCCGCGCACUCGCCUUCACGCCCUCAGACGUACUCAAUUACCGCGGGCUUGUCUGGCGCCUCCUGGACCAAUGGCCGUCCUCGGCGCGUCCACGUCAGCACUCGUCUGACCUGACGGCGAUAUCGUCAUCCCCCGCUUCUCUGUUCGCGUCGGGGAACGAGACGUGGGGGGAGACUUCCGAGACGCCCAAAGAUUCGGCGAAUGCGACGUGGGAUUCCUACGAACCGCCUCAAGAUUCGGCGAAUGCUCGUACUGCAACGUGGGAGACGCAGGACGUUUCAGCGCCGAGUGGGAAGUCAACUGGGAGCGAACUCGCUGCGACGUCAUACCGUGCCGAAGCGGCUGCUGUUGGGAUGAGCCGUGGGUGGAGGAAAUGGAGGGGACACGUGGCGCGUGAGGAGAGGCCGAUGGGGCAGCGCCGGCAGAUGGCCGAUGCAUGGCUAGAUGGCCCCUGCUCCGACUACGUGAAAGCGCCCGUCAUCAACAUAUCUUCCCUCGCGGAUUUCAACAAGCGACUGGAUUACACUCCCGUUUCAACGGUCAUACUCGAGCUACAGAGAAACCUCAUUAUAAGCAAGGGGAUCCUCUUUGACAGCAAGUUCUCCUGCACGAUUCUGCGAUCCGCGAAGACCGCCGCGAACCCGUUUCAAAUCACUCACGUGGGAGCGAACGAACCAGUGCUGCGUAUAUGGAACACGAGCAACGUGCUUGUAUUGAAGGUCGAUUUCAAGCUCAGCGUUCGCUCGUCGUCCCCAACCUGCACGACUGUUCCCGAAAUUACGGCCAAGGCGCAGUGCCCGACGAUUUCCGUCAUCCGUUCGUACGGGAUUCAAAUCGCGAAGGGGAGUGUUUUCGGAAGAAUCGAUCUACACCGCUCGGCGUCGUCGCGAGUCGACUCCAUGCGUGUAACGGGGAUUCCGACCUUCAAUCAGUCGCCUGGCGUGAUUCAAGUGACCUACAGUGGCCACGGGCCUACACUCGCGAAAUCCUUCAUCGCUAUAACAAACAAUGAAGUAUAUGGCGUGAACACUCCCAUAGUGGUGCACCGUGGGUCAGUGGGCGUGAUAGUGCGGAACAACUACGUGCACGACUUCAUAUUCGCGGGCAUCCGUUGCGGCUCCGACGUGCACUUUGCGGGCGACUGCAUGCUCACGCAGAUCGACCGCAACCUCGUCGUGGCUUCUGGGAGAAACAGAUCCGGGGACCAAGAUGCAGCAGGCAUCUACUACUGCGUGCACUGGUUCAGCCCUGAUAACACAGCGGAGUGCAACUACGUGUUUAACGGGGAUCAUUGCUACUACCUUGAUUUCGUGACAUCUGGAGUGGCGAUCAAGGGAGGUGCUUGCAUAAACACUUAUGAUGGCAUCAAAGUCAACAACGGAAAAUGGUGCGUAUGUGUCCUGCUCCUCUCCUGA
Closterium sp. Yama58-4 is the source of this 1500-nucleotide messenger RNA. The record is from the annotation of a GenBank genome assembly. NCBI's taxonomy places the organism in Eukaryota, Viridiplantae, Streptophyta, Zygnematophyceae, Desmidiales, Closteriaceae.